AUGUUUAAAAUAAAACUAGAGCCUUUAAAAAUGACAGCUUGGACUCUGAAUGUGUUCGUAAAGUUUCGGAAUAAGUACUCGGCUCCCGGCAGCGUUGCCGUCAUGGGGAAGGACUAUUACAAGAUUUUGGGCAUCCAGUCCGGCGCCAACGAGGAUGAAAUCAAGAAAGCCUAUAGGAAAAUGGCCCUGAAGUAUCACCCCGACAAGAAUAAAGACCCCAAUGCUGAGGAGAAAUUCAAGGAGAUCGCAGAGGCUUAUGAUGUCCUGAGCGACCCCAAGAAACGAGCCGUCUACGACCAGUACGGGGAGGAAGGUCUCAAAACUGGAGGUGGCUCUUCAGGUGGCUCAGGGAACACUUUCCACUACACCUUCCACGGAGACCCCCACGCCACCUUUGCAUCCUUCUUCGGGGGCUCCAACCCUUUUGACAUCUUCUUCGCCAGCAGCCGCUCCCGGAUGUUCAAUGGCUUUGACCAGGAAGACAUGGAUUUCGAUGAUGAUGACGACCCUUUCAGUGCCUUCGGCCGGUUUGGCUUCAACGGCAUUAAUGGGGUUCACCGGCGGCACCAAGAGUCUCUGCACACGCGGAGGAAGGUCCAAGACCCACCCGUCAUCCAUGAGCUCAAGGUGUCCCUGGAAGAGAUCUACCACGGAUCCACCAAGAGGAUGAAGAUCACCCGCAGAAGGCUCAACGCUGAUGGCCGGACCAUGCGGACUGAGGACAAGAUCCUAAACAUUGUCAUCAAACGGGGUUGGAAGGAGGGAACCAAAAUCACAUUCCCCAAAGAAGGGGACGCCACCCCGGACAACAUCCCUGCUGACAUCGUCUUCAUCCUCAAGGACAAGCCUCACUCGCACUUCAAGAGGGAUGGGACGAACGUGGUCUACACGGCAAACAUCAGUCUUAAAGAGGCCUUGUGCGGCUGCACCGUGAACAUUCCCACCAUCGACGGGCGGGUGAUCCCGCUGCCCUGCAACGACAUCAUCAAGCCGGGGACAGUGAAGAGACUGCGCGGGGAGGGGCUGCCCUUCCCCAAGGCCCCCAGCCAGCGAGGAGAUUUGAUCGUGGAAUUCAAAAUCCGCUUCCCGGACAGAAUAGCUCCCCAGACGAGACAGAUCCUCAAGCAGCACCUCCCAUGCUCCUAGA
Egretta garzetta (little egret) is the source of this 1147-nucleotide messenger RNA. RefSeq names its product DnaJ heat shock protein family (Hsp40) member B5 (gene DNAJB5). Gene Ontology annotation, molecular function: protein-folding chaperone binding. Gene Ontology annotation, cellular component: cytosol. Bases 1 to 1146 code for a protein of 381 amino acids. The record is from RefSeq and is a predicted model, not a curated record. The transcript is spliced from 4 exons. Gene Ontology annotation, biological process: negative regulation of transcription by RNA polymerase II. Lineage: Eukaryota; Metazoa; Chordata; Aves; Pelecaniformes; Ardeidae.